Messenger RNA from Paramuricea clavata, 1920 nucleotides. Lineage: Eukaryota; Metazoa; Cnidaria; Anthozoa; Malacalcyonacea; Plexauridae. The record is from the annotation of a GenBank genome assembly.
AUGGCUUUGGCUCUCACAACACGUGUCGAUCUAUCAUUCUCGCGCUACCAAUUCGACGAAUUCAAGAAAAACACUAAAGCCCGUCAAGUUCCUUUCGAAGAAAUAGACUAUUCGAUAUACAAAACAACCUCCAACUGUAUCGCUUUUACUACUAGCGAAGAAAGAAUUACCACGUGGAUUAAAACGUUUUAUCUCCGCUAUUGUGCCGAAGCAAUCAAAGAUGGCGGCACAACACUUAAGUCAACAUGGGAUGAAACACCAGCUCAAAACGAUGCGACCAAAUCGGAAAAGAUAUCCAUUACAUUGUCGACUGAGGACGAGAAAACUCAAGUAAACAUUGUCACUAUAAUAAUCUACUGCAGUACUGGACGAAUCCAGAUUCAAGGUAAAUCAUUACGUGUUUGGGGUGACAGUGAAUUCCCUAUCAUCAAAGAUCUCGUCGACCAAAACGUUAGAAAUACAUCAAAUUUCACAUCAUCAAAGAACAUACAAUCUUUCCUAAAAACUGUCUCGCAACCCCCAAUGGAAAAUGAAUGUGACGUAACAAAUCCAGCAAUUAUCACAGUCACAACCGAAGACCUCCCUCCUCUUUCAAAUCCUUCAAACCCUUGCUGUGAAAAAUCCCUUACCACCAUGAAAAAUAACAUGGCGGACCUCGAAUCGAGCUUUGUAUCCUUCAAGCAAGAGAUCUUCAAAUCAUAUGAAGACCUUAAACAUGAUCUAACAUCCAAAGAUAAAGAAAUUAAUAUGUUAAAGAAGAGAAUUGGCAGUCUGGAAGCAACAAAUGAACUACUGCGAAAGGAUAAUAUUGAACUGAAUAGCUUAUCCAAAAAGCAGAAACAAAUUGAGAAAAAAGUUAGUAACACCAUUGACCAAUAUAAUAAACUCAAGAAAAAUAAUGAAGAGAACCUUACCCCCCAAAAAGAAGAAUCACCCCAAUAUUCCGCGUCAACUGAAAAUGUUAUACCCAACAUUCCUACCCACAAUAUUUUUUCUCCCCUUAACGAGGAAAAUCCCAACCAUGACAUCUCAAUUAAUAUAUCACAAAGUUUGCAAGGUGAAACCAAGAAGGCCUCACCCAAAACAUUAGACGCAGAAACAGUCAUCCUAUGUGACUCAAAUGGGAGAAAACUCGACCCCAAACUGCUCUGCCCAAAUUCAUCCACCGAAUACCUAAAAUGUCCAACUCUAGAAUCAGCAAAUCAACUCAUAAACCAAUAUGAAUUCAAACAAACCAAGACCUUCAUUGUUCAUGUUGGUACAAAUGACAUUGAAAAGCUCCCAAUUAACAAAGUCACAGACCAGACAAGAUCUCUUCUUACCUCAAUUGGAAACAAAAAUCCUGAGGCACGGAUCCUGCUAUCAAAUCUCCUCCCUCGUAGUGAUGAACUCCUCCAAAAAGCACAGAACCUGAACAGAAACUUCCUCCAAAUCCCUACCGAAUUUAAAAAUGUUACCAACAUUGAACAUACAAACUUGUUCCAGUCGACAUCGAUCUUAUAUGAUAAAAAACACCUUAACGACAAAGGCAUCAAGAUAUUUGCUAAGAACCUAAAGAGUGCAUUCUUUGGAACGCAGAAGACCCAUCGACACAUCAAAACCAAACGACAGUUCCACCCAGAUCCAAAUAAACCAUUCCUCCCAAAUCCACUACUCCACUCAAAUCCACUACUCCACCCAAAUCCACUACUCCACCCGAGUCCACUACCCCACCCAAGUCCACUACUCCACCCAAAUACAUUCCCCCCUUCACACUUCCCCAAACCAUACUACAAUACUCCACCAUUCCAAAACUACGACCAUCACUUCCCACCAAUGGAAAGAAAUACAAAUCCAAACAGCCAGAAAAUAUCAUCAGAAGAUGCCAAAAAUCAAAAGAUCACAGAAAUUGCAAAGCUCCUCUAUGGUCUCUUUCAAUGA